Molecule: messenger RNA, 414 nt
Organism: Helobdella robusta
Lineage: Eukaryota; Metazoa; Annelida; Clitellata; Rhynchobdellida; Glossiphoniidae
Exons: 2
Cellular component (GO): plasma membrane
Source: RefSeq, a predicted model, not a curated record
UUCUCAAGCCUCUAUCUCAAGUCAUCAACUUUCACAUCUCCCAAUUAUCCCUCGCCCUACUCAAACGACGUCACGUGCAAGUACACAUUUGUUGGCAGCGUCAAGGAACGUGUGCAGAUAACCUUCAACGACUUCCACCUGGCUCAUCCGACACUGAAGGAUGAUCAGCAGAGCAAAGGAACACAAAGUGACUACGUGGAAUUUUCCAACUUCAACGUUCAGGUGGCGGACCGCAAGAUGGGUCGACUUUGCGACGUGAAGGACGGCCUGUCCAGGUACGUCCAUUCAGACGGCGACUUUUUCAGGGUGACCUUCAAGUCCAACUACAUUUACGAUGGGACUGGCUUUAAAGCGUUGUACCAGUUCAAAAAGAGUGAUGGUCGGUUACACAUACAUGUAUACAAAAUGUUAUAA